AUGCGAUUUGAGGGAAAACAUAAAGUGUUCAAGCAGAGAGACCAAGUAUGGAGACAACAACUGUACUCCCGAGUUAUAAUUUGUGACAACGACAUCCGAAAAAUUGUACUUCCUGUGAAACCACAGACGGUUGACUCGCUGUUGGAACAACUUGAAGAAAAGCUGGGACUUCAGUACAAGUUCGCACUUCAGUUUGAGGAUCCAGACUUCAACAAUUCCCUCGUGAAUCUUACCAACAUUGCUGACUUGCCAGAUAAGCCUACACUGAAGAUUGUCUCCCUUGUGACGUCACCAACCCCUAGCACAGCUGACACUGAAGUCCUAUCUGUGGCUUCUGAUCAUCCACGUCAUUGUCUACGGACUGCAUGGCCAGAAACUUUCGAGAUCCCUACUUUUCCUGUUGACGUUGAGUAUAGAUUACGUCAGGGAAAUCUACAGUACAUGCGAGAUCAAACAUACCUACAAUUGUCAGGAGAGCUUAAGCAUGAGAUUCUCGAAAAACUCUCAGAAACUAUAUACAGUUACAAAGCUUACCCAGAUAAGGAAGACUUUGAGGCUGUUGCUACUGCUUUGAUAAAAAAACACCCUUGCCUUACCCAACCUGGCUCAUCAAUGGGGUGGAAUGGGUGGUAUGAUAGCCUUAGGUGGAAAAUGGGCAAUUACCGCUCAAAACUGCGUCGAGCUGGAUGCUUGGAGGUAUCCAUAAAUGGUGGGAAAAGAAGAGGACUGCAGCCUCAGAGAAACAUCAAAAGACCCAAGAGGUUUGAAAUCAAUUUUCUACCGAACUUCCCUGAUGGUGAAGAUGAAGCCAGCAUGGAGUCCAAAAGGAAAGAGAUGGUGGAAGAAAUGAAGAAACGUCGUCUUAACGUUGCACUGAUAGCCCGGAACAUGAAUUCUACAUUUGCCUUGCGUAGAAAAGAAUUGAUAGAGAAGGAGCCUGCUGUGAAGAAUACAGUGGAAAGGUGGCCAGCCCUCUUCACACAGAGUCAGAUCAUGGCAGAGUUUAAUCGUAUAUCUGGCAAAAACCUGCAAACUGAAUUCUUUCAAGAACUGGACAGAUUUACUCCACGUUUCAUCGAUAUCUUCAGGGCUAAAGGUGGAGACAUUGGUUCCAAACUUAAGAAGAUUCUGCAGCAGGUUGAAAAUGACAAAUCGAACAUCAAUGCGGGACGAACAGCCGUUCUUCACGGCCUACCACUCCUCCUCGGAGAGGACCCCUCCGAUUUUUACAAGACAUGUUUUGACCGUGAUGACAAUGAAGACAUGUUGGACGUUGAAAUAGGUAUUCUGACAGUGUUUCCCGAGGACUCUGCAACUGUUGUGGCACCAAGAUGCAGGGAGUAG
Carassius carassius (crucian carp) is the source of this 1344-nucleotide messenger RNA. RefSeq lists its product as uncharacterized. The record is from RefSeq and is a predicted model, not a curated record. Lineage: Eukaryota; Metazoa; Chordata; Actinopteri; Cypriniformes; Cyprinidae. The transcript is spliced from 5 exons. Bases 1 to 1344 code for a protein of 447 amino acids.